This is a messenger RNA of Cokeromyces recurvatus, 1035 nucleotides long. Its product is annotated as S-adenosyl-L-methionine-dependent methyltransferase. The record is from RefSeq and is a predicted model, not a curated record. Bases 1 to 1035 code for a protein of 344 amino acids. NCBI's taxonomy places the organism in Eukaryota, Fungi, Mucoromycota, Mucoromycetes, Mucorales, Mucoraceae. The transcript is spliced from 6 exons.
AUGGGCGGUAAUAUCUCGAGAGAUUCAGUCAAUGGACAAGUUUAUCAACAACGAUAUAACACGAAUAAUAUAAGUAAAGGGCAGAUGAAAAAACUCAAUAAAACCAAACCAGAAUGUUCACUCAGUAAAAAUGGAAAUAAUCAAGAAAAGAAAUUGAUAUCAGAAAAGCCCAAGAUAAGGCUGAUAGAUGGGAGGAUAUAUCAUUCAGUUGAAGGUAGUUCUUAUAUGUUACCCAGAGAUGAUAAAGAAAUCGAUAGGUUACAUGAAGAGCAUUUUGUCACAAAAGAAUUACUUGGAUUUAAUAUUAUGUCCGAAGCAUUAAAAGCAUUGGAUUUUCAAAACCAUGAACUUGAAGUAUUAGAUGUUUGUUGUGGCCCCGCAACCUGGUUAUGUGAGACAAGUUUAGAAUAUCCGAAUUGCCAUUUUACAGGAAUUGAUAUGUGUAGUUUAUGGCCUCAAAUCAUUCGUCCUAUCAACUUGAAUUUUACUGAAGCAAAUAUAUUACAAGGAAUUCCAUACCCUGACAAGUCAUUUGACUUUAUUCAGAUGAGGUUUGUUGUACUUGCAUUUCAAAUAAAUGAAUGGGCAUUCGUUAUAUCUGAAAUUAAAAGAGUUUUAAAAGAUGGUGGCUGUUUCCAAUGUAUCGAUAUGGAUAUGCGGAUUAUUACAUCUGAUACAAUAGCAAAAAAAUAUACAGAAGCAUUUGAAUCAUUUUGUGCGUCAUUUAAUUUGGAUGCUUCAGCAGGAGCUAAAUUGGACUUAUUAUUAACAGAAGGAGAAAAUAGUGGUAUGAGGAUUAUACAAAGCGAAUAUCGAGAAGUACCAUUAGGAUGGGGUGGGCCUAUUGGUGAUGCCUAUUUACAUCUAUUUGAAGGUCUUCUAGAUGGAAUAUCUCCUUGGUUUAAAGAAUCACUAAAUAUUACAGAUCAGCAAAACUAUCAAUUGGUCUUAAACAGAAUCAAAGAGGCGUUUAUUCAAUCAAAAUCAUUUAUAGGAUUAUACGCUUUUUUAGUUCAAAAGCCUUAUAAUGAUUGA